Molecule: messenger RNA, 2760 nt
Organism: Planococcus citri (citrus mealybug)
Lineage: Eukaryota; Metazoa; Arthropoda; Insecta; Hemiptera; Pseudococcidae
Gene: hfp
Product: Poly(U)-binding-splicing factor hfp
Exons: 13
Coding region: 531-2540 (669 amino acids)
Biological process (GO): alternative mRNA splicing, via spliceosome; regulation of alternative mRNA splicing, via spliceosome; mRNA splice site recognition
Cellular component (GO): catalytic step 2 spliceosome; precatalytic spliceosome
Molecular function (GO): RNA binding
Source: RefSeq, a predicted model, not a curated record
UAUACCUUAUAUGACGCAGAGCGCUUUCCUUUGGAUAAUUAUGGGUAAAGAGACUAAAGUAAAAAGUUUCAAAAGGUUGCAAUAUUUCAGUAAUUAAUUUGUUUCAUCAUUUCUCUUUUUUUUUGUCAUUGCUGAAUACUAAAUGAUUGUAUUAAUUUAAUGCAGAGUUCGAAUUUGUUUUAAGAUAUUUUGUCAACAGUGCGGUGGUCGAGUGUCGAGUACAUAGCUUGCCAAAGUAAAUACGUAGAAGUACUUACUUUCGCGAUAGUCAUUGUUCGAAUCAAACUUACACGGGUAGCGUAGCACACGGUCGUUAUGAAAGUGGCAUGUGGAGCAGUUGAUGAAUCUCGUAUCUGCGACUAAGUAGCGAAUACCGAAUAGCGAUUCCAGCUGAGCGGCGGUAAUAUCCUCGUGACUGUGGUGCCAUUACUAUGCGGUGUCUGUGAAAAUGUUGUAACAUCAUCUUCGAUUUCAUCAAGUUUCUCACUGUUGAAAACACUCGAGAUAAAUUGUCCGUUGUAUUUCUCAUCAUGAAUGGGGUGGAAACGUCGAAUGAUUACGGCGAGAAAUCAAUGGAAAGUACCGUGUCAGAGGCAGUUCCAACGAGCUGCUCGAUGAAUCAAGCUCCAUUAUUAACAAACGGUGUACAAGAAAACGAUCGCGAGCGUUCUAAAGAUGAUGGCAACGAAAAUGGCUCGACGUUUCUUUCAGCUCCCAUCAAUAACUUUAUACAAACCGGAAAUUUAAUCACUGGUCCAGGAGCGCGAUAUGGUAUUUUAGGUGCUUUGGGAGCGCCGCUACCUAAAUUAACCAGCGAACAACAAGAUGCUGUGAAUCAUGCCAAGAAAUACGCGAUGGAGCAAAGUAUCAAGAUGGUAUUGAUGAAGCAAACGUUGGCUCAUCAGCAGCAAUUGAUGGCUACGCAACGAAAUCAGGUGCAAAGACAGCAAGCGCUCGCUUUGAUGUGUAGAGUAUACGUAGGUAGUAUAAGUUUUGAAUUGAAGGAAGAUACCAUAAGACAGGCGUUUUCGCCUUUUGGUCCGAUCAAAUCGAUCAACAUGUCUUGGGAUCCGAUUACUCAAAAACAUAAAGGAUUCGCAUUUGUAGAGUACGAUAUUCCAGAAGCGGCGCAGUUGUCGUUAGAACAAAUGAACGGCGUCAUGUUGGGCGGCAGGAAUAUCAAAGUGGUUGGCCGGCCGAGUAAUAUGCCUCAAGCGCAAUCGGUCAUCGACGAAAUCACCGAAGAAGCGAAGCAGUACAAUCGUAUUUACGUGGCGUCUAUUCAUCCUGACCUCACUGAGGACGAUAUCAAAAGCGUAUUCGAAGCAUUUGGUCCGAUCAAGUCGUGCAGAUUGCAACCGAGUAGUUCGCCGCAUCGGCACAAAGGAUACGGCUUUAUCGAGUACGAAACGAAACAAGCCGCCCAAGAGGCGAUCGCGUCCAUGAAUUUAUUCGACUUGGGAGGUCAGUAUUUACGCGUCGGCCGAGCCAUUACGCCUCCGAAUGCGUUGCAUUCGUCUUCUACGUCGGCUAGUCACAUGCCAACGGCGGCGGCCGUAGCGGCGGCUGCCGCUACCGCCAAAAUUCAAGCGAUGGACGCGGUCGCGACCACCGCCGUCCUCGGCAUCACCAAAUUGAGUUCUCAGUUGGGAGCGCAGACCGUAAUACCGGCGGCGUUGCCGGCCUUGCAGUCGAUCGCGCCCGGCGUAGCUCCGGCUCUGGCGGCGGCCUCCGCUGCUUCGGUCACGUCUUCCGCUGUCGGACUGCCUGCCGCCAUUCCGCCACCCGGUAUCGCUAUUCCGCAACAGAUUCGAGCUCCCGUUCCCAUAAUAGCGAGCACGCCGGUCAUCGGAUCGCCCGUUAUGACGGCCGUUGCCGUCGCUGCGGCGGCAGCAGCCGCCGCCACCAAUUCUACCACCGGUGCCGGCCCCGCCGCCGCCGCUGUUUCCGCCAUUUCCAUGGCUUCUCAACACGGUAGCGGCAGCAACGCUGGCGCCACCAUCGGCAGCUCAACUGGCGGCGGAAUCGCUGCCGCCACCGCUGCAGCUUCCGGACUCAGUUUGCAGGUCGACGCUAUGAAACGCGCUCAAGAACAAGCUAACCAAAAAAAACAAGAAGAAUUGCAAAAAAAAUUACUAGAAGACGUGGAACCUCAGACUUUGCAGCAACAAGAGAAUAUGUCCAUCAAGGGACAAAGUGCUAGACAUUUGGUUAUGCAGAAAUUAAUGCGUAAAGUAGAGAGCAAAGUGGUCAUUCUCCGUAAUAUGGUCGGACCGGAAGACGUGGACGAGUCUCUUCAAGAAGAAAUUCAAGACGAAUGUUCCAAGUACGGUAAUGUGGAACGAGUUAUAAUAUAUAACGAAAAACAAUCCGAAGAAGAUGACGACGAUGUGAUUGUCAAGAUUUUUGUCGAAUUCAGCGCCAUGUCGGAAGCGGAAAAAGCGAAAGAUGCUUUGGGUGGACGAUUCUUUGCCGGACGUGUUGUUAAAGCCGAACUUUACGAACAACAGCUGUUCGAUCAUAAUGAUUUUUCUGGAUAAAGCGUAAAGCGUAAAGCGCGUCGCUGUCGUGUAUCAUUGUACAAUGUACAUUCUCUCGUAUCAAUAACUCGAAUUUGCGCGGUUACCCGCCGAAAUCCAUCGCAAUCGGUCCAGUCGCGCCGAUCUAUCGAGUUCGAGACGCGUUACUCGCCAAGUCUCCAUUCCGUUUAAAGUAAUUCGUCUCAUUUGUAAAUAACAAAAUAAAAGUGUUGGACGACGA